UGGAUUUCUGCUUUUGUGGGGGGAAAGUCUGCUGUGAGGAAGCAUCUGUGGAUUUAUUUCUUCUUCUCCUGGUGUCUGUUAUUAUACUUUUGUCACGACUCGUUCCGAGGAGCUGUAGUGUAACAGCAGAGAGAGAGAGCUACCGUCACAGUUUGAAGCCCCUUCAACUUUCUCUCUCUCUGGGAAACCUCUCAGGACAGGACUGCCGAGGAAAAGAGCCGAGUUUCUUCAUUAGUCUGCGAUAGUUUCGAGGAAAAGUAAAGGAGAUGUUUCUUCUUGUGUGGAGUUUUGUGUCUAGUGCGCAAGUGCCUCUUCUUGUAGUCAUGGGUGAGACUAUUUUCCUCGCAUAGCUACUCUUCCUCAGAAAUGCAAAAUGGACAAGCAGGUAUGGCUUCAAUAACUUGGAAGAGGACAUCUAAUAGGGGCACCCGGGUGUUGAAAUACCCUCUGACUCCUGCUGGGGUUAAUCCUACAACCUUUCAGUCGCAGCACAGUCCCUCUCCGGCUCUGUCAGUCUGAGUCCUCCCUCUAAAACAACCUGUUUCACAUCCACAGUAUGGAUUUUUCCACCUUUUUCCCACCGCGAACAUCCGUCUAACAACUUUUCUCUGGGAAUGGAUUUAAUUCGGCUCAAACUCUGAUACCUUCACGUGUCUUGAAAUGAUUUUCAUCUUUACAUGCACUCCUGGCGUGUACUCAGCGGCUCGGUGUUAUUUUUAACAGUUUUCUGCUGAGAAUUUCCAUCCUCCGCACACUUUAAAGAGUUGUAGCCUAAAUCUCGUCGGCUCUCAUGGGACUGAGGCAUUCGUCGCGUUGUUUGCUGCUACGGCGGAAGAUGGCGGAGGCGGACAGCUCGGAGGUAGGGACCUUGUAGUGUCCUGUACCCGGUAAAACCCGGACCCGGGACACUCGAAUUACGUAUAUUUUGUUCGUGACAGCACACUUGUCUUUAUUAUCAUGUAUACAUUUUUGUUUUGCAUACUAACAUCGCGAAUAUCAGGACCAUUGAAGCACUAUGAUGGCGUGCAAGACGUGGAAAGUGUCUCCCAGCGUCCUGCAGAUGUUACGGUUAACCAUAAUGCAACAUAAGUAAUAAUGCGUACAGAAGAUUUGCAAUAAGGUUAUGUGUUAAGCUUUGCAAACACGUUCUGGACAUGGUCAUGUCCACUGUCCAUGGUGCUGAAACGGAUUCUGCAUCUUCAGCCGGCUCUGUGCUGAGUCUCCCGUCUGUGUAAUGAAUAAGACUGUGUGUGUGUGUGUGUGUGUGUGUGUGUGUGUGUGUGUGUGAUUAUUUUCAGCUUAUAAUACUUCAAUUCACUGAUUCUGCUUCUCUUUGAUCUAUAUCAACGCGUGGGCAGGUCUACAUUUGUGAAUGCCUUCAGCUCAUUCCUAAAUAAAAAUCAUUUUGGACUUAUUCUUACACUCUAAAAACUCUUGGAUUAUUUCUUCAACCCAAUUCCUGAGUUAUACGUGUUGAGUUAAAUAUCUUGGUUAUUUUUCAGAUCCAUCCCCAUUUCUUGGGUCAUAUGGAUUCUAUUGUAACCCAUUUUGAGGGUUUUUUGAAGGGGUUAAUAAUUAUGGGUUAUUUUUCUGACAGUUACCCAAUAAUUGGGUCAGAACGUUGGGUUCGAUUGACUCUACGUGGUUUGUAGGCCUAAUGGCAAUUAAAGUGACCUGAUGACCUUGUGAACUUUGACCUUGAUUUUAUAUACAAUAUGAUAUAUACAUAUAUAUAUUGGGUAGCUGGGGUAGCUCAGCGGGCAGAGCAUCUAACCUAAGGGGGUUGGGGUUUGAAUCCUGCAUGAGACACAUCUGUAAGGAGUGAACUACAUCUACCAGUGUGGGUCCUUACGCAAGACCCUUAGCGCUAUGGCGUACCUCAUAAAUAUGAGUACGCUUACCAUUGAAAGCCAAACCAGCUCAGACGUCGCCUGAGUUAACAAGGUCAGCAAAGCAAAGCUCCAAAAAAAAAAGCUCCCCAAAUGCAUAUAUCAAUUUAACCCAAGAUCAUGAUUCAAAUUAACUCGAAGAUUGGGUUAAUUUGAAUAACCCAACAUUCUGGGUCAAAAUAACCCAGUAAUUAGUCGGUUCCUUUUCAACCCUGGUGUUUUUAGAGUGUGUUGGUCAUUUAUAGCACCUGAAUCAACUCCCCCACUUCUUCUCUCUUAUUGCUCCUGAACAGAGGCACCAGCCUGUCACAUCUCCGCUCUCUCAGUCAGCCCAGCCCUCCCCACUGCCUAAACCAGUGCCUACUACCCACCAUGUGCCCUGCAUCCCCCAUACGCCUCAUGUAGCAGGCAUGGCCACCUGUCCUGGUCGAGGCAAGAUAGCAAAGUUCCUCAGCCCGGAGGAGAUGACAUCGAGGGACUACUACUUUGACUCUUAUGCCCACUUUGGCAUACAUGAGGUAGGCAAGCCAGGUUUGAAAAGCAAAGAGAAUGAAACCCCUUCUAUUAAAUCUGCAUUUCUGAAACUGUCUAAGAGUUUGAACCCCUUUUAGUUAAUCUGCCUGCUCACACAGACGAUGUUUUAUCUAUAUUUUAGUACCUAUUGCAUACUAAUUGAUGACUGUAAUCCUAAGAAAUGGUGUACUGGAACCAAAGGGGAUUUAAUCUCAAAAACCUGCUAAGAAAUCAAAGCAAAGUAAACAUACAAGCAAUGAAACUGAUAGGUAUUUCUUUAAAGCAUACAAAAAGAAGGCAAGAUUGCUGAUCUCUGUAUUGAUACUUAAAAGUUUACACUCUUUGCAAAAUUGAAACACAGCUAAAGCACAGUUUUUACACUCAUCCACAGCUGACUAAGAACCAAAACUGUCGAGCUAUACUAAAGCUAAUGACCUUAAUUUAGGAAGGCGUGGUGUUGGAAAAGUUUGGGGACAUAUAGGUCUCCUUAAACAGUGUCCAUAUUUAGCAUGUGGGUCAGGUUUUGUGCGCUUGCAGACAAAGAGGGUGUCCUGAUUAGAGGAGUGCAAAGAAAGAAAGAAAGAUGGAAAGUGGGAUGUGUGAAUGGGCUCAGGGAGAUAGAUACCAGGCGGUCCCCGGUGGCUUUGUGUUGCACUCUUGUCUAUUUCAAGAAGCUCCUGUCAGUGUCACCAAGGCUUCUGGCCUAAAUACUGCCUGUAUCUGCCUCAACAUGCAUGCAGACUUAUAUGCAUACACAUGCAAACAAACCAGUAAAUGCAUAAACUGGUUUGUUCAUUAUGCUAUUUAAUGUGUAAUUUGUCCUCUCUUUUUGGCCUCUGUGAAUCACACUAAUCCUUCCAGAUGGCUGCAACACUUCAGCACAGGCACCAUACUGGUUUACAUGCUAUUGGAGACUAUAAAGAAUAUUAUUAAUCAAGUCACUAACUCUGAGUUUUAUCCGUAUUCAUACAGGAGAUGCUGAAAGAUGAGGUGCGAACGCUGACGUAUAGGAACGCCAUGUAUCACAACAAACAUGUUUUCAAGGAUAAAAUCGUUCUGGAUGUCGGUAGCGGCACAGGGAUCCUCUCUAUGUUUGCUGCUAAUGCCGGUGCCAAACACGUGUACGGGGUGAGACAGAAAGAGACACCUUUUUUUCACUCAAAAACACUUCACAGUUUUGAAUUGUAUCAUCCCUGCUUUCUGUUAAAUCUCUACACCGGUGAAAACCCAACCAUCCAUUCAGUGUCCAAAUUAAUACCAUAUCUGGCUCGGCUGCCACAUUAUCUCUUAUCUUUUGUCUCUCUUUCCCUGAAUCAUGCACACACAUACUGCACCAUUUAAAAAAAAUCCUCUUAAGCGCUGGUUUCUUGUGCUCUCGCCAGAAAUUGUUAAUCUCUCUCAGACAGUCUUACACACAGAGGCAAUAAAAGACAUCUGGCCCCCUUGAAAGUCACAGGUUAUACAUUACCGGCAGUGUCUCUCACAGUUAUGUAUGAUUCAUAUACUGUGUUGCACUUAUGGAUAGAAGAGCAAAAUGAUGUAUGUGUUCCUGUGCUUCACAUGGCCUGAGAAGAGCCAGCAGGGACAUUACUGUGUGGAUGGAUUAUCAGGGUUUGAUUAAAUUUGUCCUUGGGAUAUUACCCCAAAGGUUAAACUUCUUUACACGGGGAGGGGAAAUGAUGGCUCACAACAUUCCUGCUCGCCUCUUUUGACGAGGAAGUAAUGACUUAUUUUAGACAAGGGGUAAACCUAUAAAUGAUGUCUAUAUAACAACAGCUACUCGAAAAUCCUGUUUGACUUUGUUCCCACAGAUCGAAUGUUCAAGUAUAUCUGAAUACUCAGAGAAGAUCAUCAAGUCGAACCACCUACACAAUGGUAAGUUAAGAGUGGUUUUCCAAUACUUCUGCGCACCUCAAACAUAUCAGUCUUCAUAUAAGUGCGAUGACAUCUGAAUAUGAAGAAGCAUGAAAAAUCUGCAUAUCUCCAUCAUUACCGUCACACUCUGACAAUAUUAGUCACACUUUCAACGGUUAAGUGGCAGCUCGCCUCUUGAUGUCAAAUAAGCGUAAUCUCUGCCAUCACUCAAAAUUCUCUAACUGGUGUUGAUUGUAAAACGCCACCCCAAACUCCACAGAUGGAGUAUGGGCAACAGAUGGAGUCUUUCACAGCCUGCAUAUGCGAUUAUCAUUUUUUGCUUCAUAUUUUAUAUUUAUAUCCCAGGCGUUUAAACCUGAUGGUCCAAUUGUGUGUACAAGUAUUAAAGCCCAGUACCCAGAACAGCUCUUUUAUGUAAAGGCCAUUAUGUUAUUAUAGUAGAGAAGUGGCUGCAGCUGCACAUAACUAUCCCAUAAUUUUAAUAACAACUUAGAUAACGGUCAUGUUGUAGAAAGAAACUCAGAAGUACUGGCUGUUGUGUUUAUUCUAGUAUCAUAAUGAAGUUUGGGAGCUCAAAUUGAGGAAAAGGUUAAGUGUCAUAUGUUCUGGUAUUUAGUUCUCCAACCAGCAUAAAGGACUUCUUCUGUAAACUCAUGAUAUCACAGUUUGCUUUUCUUUAGCACAAUGUGUGUGUUUCAUUAUUCUGAAAAGACUGUUAUAAAUCAAUACCAGCAGUUUAUUUUGGGAGUUAAAGCUUUACUAUACAAGCUAUCAAAACAGAGGAGCUAUUACAAACAUUUUUUCUACUUUUUGAUUAAUCAACAACUUGGGAGAUGAUUGACUGUGAAAAUCAGGUCAUAAUUUGAGUGAAAUAUCAUUUACAACUCAUUAGAAAACAACAGCAGCAUCAAGAUAGCUCAAAACAAUUUUUGGCUGAUAGUUUUUUAGCUUGUUCAGAACUGUAAAGCAGUGGGUGCGUUACCAUUGAAAGCCAAACCAGCUCAGAUGUCGCCCCAAAAAAAGCGAAGCUCCCCAAACUCAUAUAUCAAUUUAACCCAAGCUCAUGAGUCAAAGCGAUCGAAGACCCUUAAAAAGUGUUAUUGUGUCAACCCAAAAUUUGGGUUAAUGUGAAUAACCCAACAUUCUGGGUCAAAAUAACCCAAUAAGUAGUGGGUCCCUUUUUAACCCUGGUGUUGGGUUAAAAACAACCCAAGUUGGGUUGGGUUGUUUGUAACAACCCAACCCAACUUGGGUUGUUUUUAGAGUGUUUUAGAGGUUGUUGUUAGUAAAGGGGUUUUUAGAGUGUGCACACAAGAGAACAACAUAAAACCAGCAUUUGAGCUCCCUUACCAUAAGUGUGACACUGGCUACCAUGUAGGUAAAUAUAGGACAUUAUGAGUGAUAAUGCUAAGAAAGCAUCUGCUCAUCUGCUCAUGGCAUCUGCUCAUGGUGUGAUCAUGUGAUUAUCAUCUGCUCAUCAUGGUGUGAUACUGUAUUCUGAUAGCAUACUGUCCCUCUGAAUAUCUCUUGCUUGUCCAUUUCAAAGGUCAAAGGAGCCAAAGUAGAGAGACAGAAAACAAAGUCAGCCAUAUGUAUGCAGAAAAACACACUUGCAUGUGAUUAGUGGGGUUAUUAAGAUGUACUAAUUUGCAGAAAUCCCUGGGCGAAAAAAAAAAAAAAAACUCAUCUGCAAAUAGAAUCAUUGUCUGAUUUGCAUUAAUGUGAUGAAGAUACCGUGAAGUAAUUUGUCGCCUGCUGUUCUGUGACUCUGCCCACCGCAGUCAUUACCAUCUUCAAGGGCAAGGUGGAGGAGGUGGAGCUGCCUGUGGAGAAGGUGGACAUUAUCAUCUCAGAGUGGAUGGGUUAUUGCCUCUUCUACGAGUCCAUGCUCAACACUGUCAUCUUCGCCAGGGACAAGUGGCUGGUAUGAUGGGUGUAGUUCUUGUGAAGCCUCCUGGACAAAUAAGGUUUUUGACGCAUAAACACACCGGACAGUGAUAAAGUAGAGAGGAUUUAUUGCACGUGUGAAUGUGUAUGUGUCUGCUGCUCAUAUGCUGUGGUCAUACAUGAGUGAUUCGGUUUCUUACCUCAGUAGCUGCCCGCAGGCUUUAAACUCGGCACAUGUGAUCUUAUAUUACAUGCCAGGUGUGUGAACAAUAAAGAUGAUGGAUGACCUUUGUGUGUGUGCAUGUGUGUGUGUGUGUGUGCUCAAUGAUUCCUGAAAUUUCUCUCGUUGGCAGAAACCUGGCGGCCUCAUGUUUCCUGACAGAGCAGCUCUCUACGUGGUCGCCAUUGAGGACAGGCAGUAUAAGGACUUCAAGAUUCAUUGUGAGUAUAUAUGGUAAAAUCUCCAUCUCCAACACUUUUGCUUAGUCAUUCCUGUCUGUGCCUUGUUUGUGUCUUCUCCUCUGCUCCGUGUUGCAGUGCAUUAUUAAUGACCACUGUCAGUUGAUGAGAAAUCAAAUUAGAUAUAAAACAGUACAGCUGGAUUUCACUGUUUGGCAUUCCUCGUGAAAGCUGGAGCGCAAAGGUUUUGGUUGAAGUAGCCAAAAUACUUAAAUUACUGUGUGUUUUCAAACAACUGUUUAAUGUUAGUCAAGUAUUUAUCUCUUUAAAGCUCUGUUUUUGUCUAUCAAGCGGCUAAAUAAGCCACUCUCUUCAAUAGCUACUUCACUUUGUUUGCUAUUUUAUGUUUGCCAUGAUUAUUUACUAGAACUUUUGUCUAAAACAGUGGUUCUCAAUCCAGUCCUUGAGCCCCCCAAUGUCCUGCAUGUUUUGGAUGUUUCCCUGCUCCAACACACCUGAUUCAAAUGAUCAGCUCGUUAGUAAGCCAUUACAGAGCUUGAUAACGAGCUGUUCAUUUGAAUCAGGUGUGUUGGAGCAGGGAAACAUCCAGAACAUGCAGGACAGUGGGCCUCGAGGACUGGAUUGAGAACCACUGGUCUAAAAGAAGCUGCUUUUGUUAGAUAAGUAAUGACAGAAAUGUUUUAAACACUUGCUUACAUUACUAAGGCUCCAUUAGUUUUGUUGGCUCAACUCUCUGAAUGACCCAUCUAAUGCAAAACAUAGUUAUUUAAUCAGUUUUGAAUGAAAACGAAAUCAAAGUCUGGUCUUUUCUGACAAGCAAUAAGCCAUUAAUACUGACAUUUAGUUUGUCAGGUUGUGAGAAAUUUGUUUGGUGUGAUGUUUUAAUUCAGACUGUGAGAAAUGAGUAAUUCAAUAAUAAAAUGUCAUAGAUCUGACACCUUGUUUAAUGAGCUAUCAAGUCUGCUGUCAUUAAUGUGAGUAAGUGAAUAAUAAAAAGUGUCUCCAGCAAAAUAAUGAUAAUAAUGAUUUUGCAGGAGUGGGUUGAAAGGUGUAAAUAAACUGAUUAAUGUUAGCUAAAUAGAGAGUAAGGUAUGUGACAGAAAAGGUUUUUUUUAGGGGGUUUUAAAACUUUUUGGUUCAAAGUUUUUACUCAGAAAUGUCCACUAAUAAAACAGAAGCUGUUUACCAUAAAUUAGCCACGAGUUUCCAUGUGGAAAUCAUAUGUUGGCUUUCAAUAGCAGGGGUGUGUCCACACUUUUUGAGGGGGGUGGCCCUACUGGAGCACUGACUCAUUAAGUAUAAGUGCACGGACAAGCAUAUGAAUGAGUGAAUAUUAUUUAUCUGCUCAGCUUCCACAAAAUCAUGACCACUUUAGCUCGAACAUGUAGUUGAUUCCGAUCCUGCUGCUAACAAGGCAAAUAUCUAAUCAUAGUAUGAGGUUUGAACAAUCAUAUUUCAAGGGGGCCCCCCGCCGACCCCUUGCUGCACCCCUAGUCAUUAGCCUGCUCUACUUUCCUCUAAAUAUACUCUUGUUUUCAAAUAUCUAUCACUGCAGGUAUGCUGAGCUUAGAUCCAGGUAAUGCCCCAAUAUUAAAGCUGCCAUUCGCGUUUGUACUCAGCUUCUAAAUCUGGGUUAGUAACUCCUACUGAGUUUAGUUUUCCUGCACAGGUGGUUGUCUUUGUUCUUUUACAUCUUGACAUGCAUAAAAAAAAGUACACACUCUCAGAUAAGUCCCAAAAGAAUUCAGUCUACCCAAACCCUCCCGCCCUUAUUUUUAGUUUCUCUCUGCGUCGGUGGCAUUUUCCAACUUCUCAUUGUUCAGACUUAGUGUUUUGGCCCUCUGACAAGGUAAGGUGGAGUGGAGGGACAGAGGGAAUGGAGGUGGGAAAGCCUGCUUGGUGUGUUUUCAGCCCAAAUUAUAAUGAAAAGCAAGCCAGACAUGGAGGUGGAGGAGGCCUGAGUCUAUUUUCAAGAGGGCUUGUGUUUCUCCACAUUGGGGCUAGAUGGGCGGAUAAACAGUAAGGACUGUUUUCCUUCCAGGGUUAAGUGCUUUGCUUUGCUUCGGUUUCUCUGCUUACAUUUUUGCACUGACAAUUUGGCAGGAACAGAGAGAACAGUGCUCUGCAGGACUAUGAAAAUUCAGGACAUUAAUAUCCAGACAUUACCUGCUGUGUGCAAAUGUAUUCACUCGGUUUCUAUGCCUCAGAUGUGUGUGCUUAUGAAUGCACAGGGUGGGAGAACGUCUAUGGCUUUGACAUGAGCUGCAUUCGCAACGUGGCCAUCAAAGAGCCUCUGGUGGAUGUGGUAGAUCCAAAGCAGGUGGUGACUAACGCCUGCCUCUUAAAGGUUAGUCUGUCUCCUUGUUAAGAACACACAAGCAUGAAAAAGACGUAUGUACCCACGCCACCGUGUUUCUUUUAUAUUGUUUUGUAUCUUGCAAAAAUAGGAGUCUUCUUUGGUCUAACUGAGUGAAUUCCUAAAAAAAAAAAAGAUCACAGACAGCUAUCAAUCUCAGAGUCUCUGAACAUCCCGAGUUGGCUGGGUCUAUUUUUCUCCUACAUAAUAGAGGUAUCUGUACAGGUGUAAUAGUCUGUGGAUCUGUUUCUGUUCCUGAAUGUACAGAAGCGGCUUUUCCUUUUACCUCACAAAUAAAAGGAGGAUAAGAGCACUAUGGGAAGGGAUGGCUUUUUUUGUCGUUUGCCUCCCCUCAUUCUUUCUAUUAAUUGUUUUUUUCCUUUGUCGCUGUUCCUUUAUUUUUGCUUCAUACUGUUUUUUUUCCUUCGUAUGACCUAUCCUGUCUUUUCCCUCAUUUAUGUCCCGUAUCAAUUUAAAUUUCUGUUUCUUACUCUCUCCUUUCACAUCAUAUUUCCUACAUUUCACCCUCCAUCAAAUCCUCUGAUUGAAACCAUGUCAGGCCACACCGCUCACAGCACAUAAGAGGCGCCUCUGUCUUGAAAUUGUCAUACAAGAACAGGGAUUGAGUAAGAGAUGUUAAUAAAUGGGUUUUCCAUUAGUUUAACAAGUGCUAACCUCCCUUUUGUGCUCAAAAGAGUGAUUUAUGUGUUAGAUUACUUAUUUAUGUCACGCUGGUCUGAAAUUAUUUCUCACUGUCUGUGUUUCUUUCACAUGUGGGUCUUCAGGGCUUUUUCACCCUUUUUCCCCGCAGCUGACAGACACUUCACCCCAUCUUAAUUUAAACUGCCACUCAUUCCCCACAUGCUAAAAUUACAAAGUCACUCCAGGGGAUCCUUUUUUUUUUUUUUCUCAUUUGCCGCCUACAAUUCGCUGUAUACGAUACCAGCUUUGUAUCAUUGGAAAAGACAGAAGUGUCUAAUCACAAUCUGUCAUACUAAAGCCACAUGGCCGGGGAGGAUGAACAUGUUGCGCAGGAGUCAAAUUUUCCCUCCAGUUCUCUUAAGAAUAGCACCAAGUACUUGCAAAGCAGAGCCGCACCUGCUCCGCUCCUAUUUUGAUCCCAGUGUUCAGCCUGCCAUGUUACAAAAAUGGGAUACUUAAAUUUGUGGCUGUAUUCAUGAGGCAGCGCUUGAUAUAGACACAAUCUAACACACAGACGCUCUGUUCACUCACUCAGCCUCCCUCCCUUGCAGACUUGAGGGAGGACACCCACACAGCAUGUGUACUGUGAGCAGGCUUUGCUUGCCAGCCGUGAUUCAACCUGUGGGAUUUCACACACACAUACACUCACACAUGCACAAUAACCAUGGUGAAUUAUCAAGAAAGGAUUGACAUACACAUGAACUGCAUGUGUGGGGGGGUAGCAGAGGGAGGAUGAAAACCUGUGUGCAUACAAAUGUAACGUCAAAGUUCAUGAAUAAGAAAAGCAAAGAUGUGUCUCUGAGGUGAAGUAUUUAUAAAAUAAAGUAAAUUAUGUCUCUUUUUCCGUCUUUUCCAGGAGGUGGACAUCUACACUGUGAAGCCAGAGGACCUGUCCUUCACCUCAGCCUUCUGUCUACAGAUCCAGCGCAAUGAUUAUGUCCACGCUUUAGUCACAUACUUCACUAUUGAGUUCACAAAGUGUCACAAAAAGACUGGCUUCUCCACUGGUGAGUUAUAUUGUUGUACAGGUAAUUCUUAUUAUGAUGUCAACUUUACAUUUUCUAUGUUCCUAUAUGCCUAAAAACUCUAACUCCAAGCCAUGUCACCACAACUGAGGUACCUUUCCUUGACACUUAUACCUGUGGAUGGGAUUUUGACAUUCUUGCACCUACGUCAUGCUGUUGUUUUCAAUUUUGCUCUGUAAUUUCAUACAAAGAAAUAUCUAUGCAACUAGCGUUGUAUAACAAAGCAAUUACACAAACAUAAAGUUACAUGUUUUUUAACCCUCCUCCUGUGUUUGGGUCUGCACCAACCUGUUUUUGUUUUUAAAUGCUUAAAAGAACAUAAAUUAGCUUUUUCGCAUCAAAACUUUUUGAUCUUGGCAGGAAUCUCUAUUUCAACACAAUAAAAAAAUAAAUUGAUUAAAUUAUAAAACACUCUUAUUAGAAUUAUGGCACUUGUCCUGUUAGGGUCGCUGUUGACCCAGUUACAUUAAAACCUAAUCAUUAGAGCAAAGGGUCAAAACCGACCCUUAACAUAGUGGAUGCAUAGAAAAAGCUAAGACGAGAGGAAGGUUAAAAAGAAGGCAUAAAGUGAGCCAAAUAAGCACGUAGGUGUCCACUCUCUAACAGAACUUCAAACCUGUAGGUGUCAGAAGGAGGUAGGCUGGCGACCUUAAGGCCUGUGUCCACUAAAGAGUUUAUUUUUUGUUGAGAUUUCUGUGCUGGCAUCAUCCAGGAUCUAUUAAACUGAACAGAAAAAAGGAUUGACCUGGACAGAGAGAUAAUGGCAUAUAUAUCAUCCAGUUUAGUUCAAAAGAUAACACCAUUUACAGACUUCCAACUAUAUAUUCAAUUCUGUAGAUAAGAAAGACUUUUUAGUGAUGAAUAGAAUGAGCUAAAACCAGCCACAUAUAAACCAUGUCAGCUGCAAUAGAACCUUCACUUAUUAACUUUAUCCGUGGUAAUAGUACAACAAUGUUCUUUGUUUAUGAACUUAAAAAUAUAAAAAAUAUCAGUUUAAAAAAUAUCUUACUCACCAAUAGUAGAACCACAAUAGUUACAGAAAAAUACCCAAACGAAAGUAAAUCAACCAUGGAGAGGAGUAGUAGCCUGUUGUUCGUAUGCUUUUCCCUGUUUUCUGAGUCCAGCUGCAUGGAGCUUCGUCUAACAGCAGGGUUUGGCAUUAGAUGUAGUAAAACCAUGAUGCUACACUCAUAGAUUUCAGCAAGAAGCACUAAUUGAGGCCAAGGGUCAGUAAGCACAAAAGGGAAGAAAAAAAAAAGGAAUGAGAAAAAAAAAACAGUUUUUAGUGGCCACAGACCCCAAUUUAUAUAUUUAAAGAAAGUGUUUUAAAUUCAUAAAUAACAGCAAAAAUACUCACAAGUAGUGGAUACAACUGAAUAUUGUAAACCUUUUAGAAAUGCUGUGUUCAUUCUGCUCGAAUCGUUUUAUGGAGGUAAAUGUGGAAAGAAUUUUGAUCAUUAGGUGAAACAGUCCUUAAAAUGUUGAGAACAGAAUCAAAGAACAGAGAAAAAUCCAUCUAGUAUUCCUUUUUUUUUUCUCUAAAUCUUUGCCCAAAAGCAUGUUUGAGCUGUAAAUAAAUCUGUGUCUGUUCAAAGAAGUCUCUGCACUCAGCCUCUUAGCUCUUGGCUACACUCUGCUGGUGUUAGCAUGAGCCGACCAGGUCUUCAUGGCACCAGAACCACCAAACAUUUCUGAUUCUUGGCGUUGAGGGCGCCUGUCAUAGGAAGAGUAGUUCAGCUGUUAUGUAAGCUUAUGUUAAUGUAUUCAUGCAUCCAUGCUUACAUAAUGUUGUGUAGAGGAGGUUCUAUGUUUGGCUGAGUCUGUUGGACCUGAGGCUGAGCAUCACUGAGGGACUUCUUUCUUCUGGGUGACUUUCAGCUGCUCUGCUGUGAAAACUCCUCCAUGUUAACAGGCCCGAGGCAGAUGAGCGCCCAGUGGAACUUUUUUUGUAAAUGUGACAAUUCCCCAAAUCCUCCUUAACUUCUCUUACUUGUAGCUUCUUCUUCUUUCUGCCACUUCUUGCUUCUUCUAUAUUCUCACCCUUACUUUACCCUCUCUAUAUUCUUUUUAUGUCCGUCCCUGAUGCUCAUAUUUAUAUUCUUUUUCUACCUCUCCUUUCCUCCACCUGCAGCUCCAGAUGCCCCCAGCACGCACUGGAAGCAGACAGUGUUUUAUUUAGAGGACUAUUUAACUGUCAAGAAGGGAGAGGAGAUCUUCGGCAGUGUUGCUGUCCGGCCCAAUGAGAAGAACGUGGUAAGACUUUUUUUUAGAAAAUGAGCGCAAAGUGUUCAGAUGUAGACAUUUAUCGAGGUGUUUACUGAAACACUGGUGCACAUUGAUUUGGAAUCAGACCUCUGUUCAUUAUCCUGUGUAAAAGGCCACAGCUGGAAGUGAAUUAAUGCUCUGAAAAGUUCCGAUUUGUUUAACUUUGGCACGUCUAAACGCUAAGGACCACUAUUUUAGAGAUUAGGGUUAGUCAAGACAUUUUUUGUUUGAUUUUUUACAUUUGGACAGAGGCAGAGCUGAGCUAGCAGUCAGCUUGUUGCACCGCAAACUGUAGAAAUACAGGGAGUAUGAUAUCUCUUCAAAAGCUGACACAAGAGCUUUACCUUGUGACUGGCUGAAGCUUUAAGCCAAACAUAGAUCAAACAAGUGAAUUAAAGUCUUUGGAAUGCUCAGAGUUCUCAGUUUAUCUCUAAACAGCAUUUUACAGUUACAUUUUCCUUAGUGGCACAAGAAGAAUUUAAUAGACUAUUAUAUGGUUUAAAGCUCCUGUGAGGAGUUUUUUUAUGUUAAUUAAAUAGACCAGAUUUCAUAUUGAGGCUCUUUAGUGAUAUCUAGAAGAAAACAAAACCAUCAGUGAUGAGACUGAUGAUGUUUGUUUUGUAUAUUUUAAUGCCUGAAACCAAAGGAAGGGGGUAGGUGUCAGCCGAGCAGCUAAAACAACCCUGUUUUUACAAUAUCCACGUAAAAAAUUCUCAAUAAAUUAGACAUUUUGUUGUCAAAUGUCAGCUGGAUCAGAUUUUUUUUUUUGAGGAGACACUACUAAAGCAAUGACUGCUUUGCCCACAAGGGGCACUAAAAAUGACACAAAGCAAAAGUUCCUCACAGGAGCUUUAAGUAAUGACAAUUUGUCAUGUUUGUUUAAAGGCUAAGGCCCAAUCCCAAACGUCCCCCUACACACUCGCCCUAUACACUCUCCCUCUGUUUGCGCGUCCCCACGGAGGCUCUGCCAUAUUGAAAGCCGUCCCAAACCACAGAGUGCGGAGGGCCAGUGGACUGUUCAGCCCUUCAAUAGCAAGUCUGCACCGGUGCACACCCCCAACGGGAGACAGGAUUUGCAGGUAGUGCGCUGGCAAAAAUGGAGGAGGAGGAAACAACAUACAAAUAUAACUUCUGUAUGUGUCCACCUUUGUCUUACUGACAAAAAAAAAAAAUAAAUGUUUUCCGAUGGAGUGAGGAGGGCGUCCCAUACCCGCCCAUCUUGUUUAUACACUCCCUUUUAAACUGAGGCGCACUCCACAGCUGCGAGUGUAACUUCAUUACGAGUGACACUCGGUAGUGAAGGGCAAGUGUGUAGGGGCGGUUUGGGACCGGGCCUAAAUCUCCUAAAUGAGAGAAUUUUAGUAAAAAUACAUUUUACUCAGAAUCAAAUUUUGUAAUUCACAUCUUUGUUGUUGUUUUUAGCGUGACCUCGAGUUCACCCUUGAGCUGGACUUCAAAGGACAACUAUGUGAUGCAGCCAUUUCCCACGACUACAAGAUGCGUUAAGAACAACAACUACCAACCAACUACCCUCAGCCCUUCAGGACCCACUUGGAGAGUCAGAAGGAGGGCGCACAGGCUCUCCACAAGCAUUCCACUUGGCCAGUGAGGGCAGAAGCAUCUGAUUGGAUGCCACCAUGCCAGCACCUUCAGGAUGUCAUCAGAAGAGGCAAGUAACUGUCAGCAACAGUGCUAUCACCUGCACCAACUCAGUCGACUCGGGCACAUUUGAAUGUAACAUCCUCAAUGGACCUGUCACUAGUUUCUGAAGAUGUAAUUAUUUUGAAAUAGAAUGAAGAAUGUGAAAAAGUUUGUGUAUUGUCAGUGCAGCGUGUUAGAAAGUUGAUCUGUGUGUGAUGUUAGAAGGUCACCGCAUAGUCACUGUCUGUUUUGCUUUGGUCAUCUUUGAGAUUAAUUAUGCAUUGUAUAUUUGUAUAGAUGGAACAGUGAUCAAUUGUUUUAUUUUAUUUCCUUGCGCAUGUAUGAUUUUUUUCCUUAUUGAUCUAAAAAAAAAGAUAAAAUGUUAUUUAUUUCCUUAUUUAAUUGAGGAUGACCCACAACUUGACUUUGGUGCCAGAAAACCACAGAACAAUGCCUCAGAACAGUAACAAACACAGAUGCAAUAUGUCACGUACCACUUUGUUUUUGAACAUCUGACAGAGAAUGAAAAGAGAUAAAAAAAGACGACAAAGAAUAAAAUAUCAAUGAGCAGAGUGUCCUUUGCUUUUUUAAACUGAAAUAAUUUAUUUCACCGCUUUAAUUAACAUACACUGAACUUGAUACAUUCUGAGAAAUUUAAACUAAGAUGCCAUUAUAAAGAUAUGCAAAAAGCUACAGUAUAUUCCUGAUUUAUCUCUCAGUUAAGAUUGUCAUUUGAAUAAAUUAUAAUACAUGAUAUAUUUGUCAUUUUAAAUCUUAUAAAUAGCUCUAGUGUGAUUUGGCGACAUUAUUUACAGGCGAAGCUUCUCCUCUAAGCUUCAUCUUCUGAGCUUGACAGCAAGUUUUAUCGUAACGUUGGCAACACUCCCUCAUUUUAGCAUUUCUGGUUAAGAUGAAAACUGCUUACAACUUCAAAACCCAAUGUCCAAC
Molecule: messenger RNA, 15521 nt
Organism: Xyrichtys novacula (pearly razorfish)
Lineage: Eukaryota; Metazoa; Chordata; Actinopteri; Labriformes; Labridae
Source: the annotation of a GenBank genome assembly